Molecule: messenger RNA, 831 nt
Organism: Boleophthalmus pectinirostris (great blue-spotted mudskipper)
Lineage: Eukaryota; Metazoa; Chordata; Actinopteri; Gobiiformes; Gobiidae
Gene: lamp5
Product: lysosomal associated membrane protein family member 5
Exons: 6
Coding region: 1-831 (276 amino acids)
Cellular component (GO): membrane
Source: RefSeq, a predicted model, not a curated record
AUGGGAGCAGCGGCGGUCAGCACCACGGAGAGCGCCAAGCUCCUGCUCCGCGUGCUCUUCGGUGUGUUGCCGCUGUCCGUGGUGCUGGCGCAUGAAGGGGAGAACCUGUCCGGUCUGUCCAAUAACCCGGACAAAGCCAUCUUCGCCGUGCGCGAGAACAGCACCACGUGCCUCAUGGUGGAGUUCGCUGUCAAGUUCCUCGUGCCAUAUGAUGUGCUCGCGCUCAACGGAAUAGACCUGAUCACGGAGCAGGCGUCGUUCACGCUUCCCCGGAGCGCGGAGAUCGAGGGGAAAUGCGGCAGCACGGACUCUGAGAUCCACAUCAGCUGGAAGAACAAAGCGUACACUCUGCGCAUUUAUUUCAGCAAGGAGUUCCGUGACAAAGGCAUCGAGGUGUGGAAGAUCAGCAAAGUGCAGUUCGUUUACGACACGUCAGAAACAUCGCACUUCAUUAACGCCUAUAACCCGGGGAAGCACACGGCCAGCAGUCACCGUCUCUCCGCGCUCGUGACGCCCGCAGGCCGCUCGUACGUGUGCACGGCGCAGCAGACGCUCACGCUCAUCUCCAGUGACCACCAGAAGGGCGUCACCGUGUCCAUGUACGACGUCCAGAUCCAGCCCUUCGACAUCGCCUCGGACUUUGUCUUCAGCGAGCCGUACAAGUGCAUCACAGACCAGAGGGAGCGUCUGGAGGAGACCUUGCCCAUCGUCCUGGGGGUGAUCCUGGGUUUGAUCAUCGUCAUCACUCUGGUCAUCUACCAUUUCCAUCUGAAACUGAGCACGCCGACGCCACAGCUGCCCCGGGACCGCUCCCUCUACAAGAACAUGUGA